AUGAUUUCUUCACUUUUGGCAACAAUCAUCUUUUUAUGGCAUUUUGCACUAGCAGAAUUAUACAAGCCAGCUAAUUCUAUUCAAUGUUCCCAUUCUGCACAAUGUCCCCAAGACUGGCCAUGUUGUUCGCAAUAUGGUGAAUGUGGUGCUGGGCCAAUGUGUAUCAUUGGUUGUAACCCAAAAUUUUCAUUUCAUGAAGAUAGUUGUACACCAAUGCCCGGCUUGAUUUUUCCAGAUAAUCUGUAUUACAUGUCAUCGUACUCCAGUGAGUCAAAGAAGAAUAACAAUCCAAGUGUUCUCAAUAAAAUUGAGAAAAGAGAUUUAAAUAGAGAAUAUAAUUUCCAUAGUUUUGAGAGAAUGAAUCCUACCGAUGACAUAACAAUAAACAAUGUUGGAUUAAAAAUGAAACAGAGACGCUUUAUCAACCAUGUCGAAUAUUUAAUGACAAGUAAUGAUACGGAAGCAGAAAUUAUGCUACAAGAAUAUGAUUUUACAUAUAGUGGGUUUACUGACAUCGACAAUUCAACAGAUGAAAUUAUAUUAAAAAUGCCAAAAAAGUCUACUGGAAGUUUACUGAGUUCUGCUAGAGUAAUGCUAUAUGGAAAAAUAUCCAUAAAUAUGAGAACAGCAAGAUCUAGAGGUGUAAUAUCGGCAAUAGUAUUGAUGUCAGCUACAGGCGAUGAAAUUGAUUUUGAGUUUCUUGGAGGUGACCUCUUUGGUGUUCAGACAAAUUAUUAUUCUCAAGGUGAAUUAGUUUAUUCGAAUAUGCACCAUCACCAUGUAUUUCCGGACACCAGUCAAAAUGACCAUUUAUACGAAAUCGAUUGGAAAAGGGACCAUAUUACUUGGUUGAUCGAUGGCAAGGAAGUUAGAAAAUUGUAUAAAAAAGAUACUUGGGAUCCAUCUUUAAGAAAUUAUAAAUAUCCUCAAACUCCCAUGAGGUUAGAAGUUGCAAUUUGGCCUGGAGGUGCUGAAACCAACGCUUUAGGUACGAUCGCUUGGGCUGGUGGACCCAUUGAUUGGGAGAAUUCUGAGGACAUGAGAACCACAGGCUAUUUCCAUAUCGAUAUAAAUGCUAUACAGAUGAUUCCAUUCCAAAAUAAAUUCACAAAUGUAUUCGAAGAGUGUUAUAAUGCUUUGGAUGACGACGAUAAAAUUAUACCUGACGUUGCUAUACGAAAUACGAAAGCAGUGUAUAUUUACGAUGGAAUUCAAAAUAAAUUUGCCAAUGAAGGUAGUUUAUCUAUAAAUUGUAAUCAUAUUACUCGAAUAAAAGGGUACUCAAAUUCGAAUUUAAAUUCUUUAGGAAUAGAUUACAAUAAAAUUUAUAGACUUAACGAUAUACAAUCUGGAGAGAGAAGUUUGAAUGAAAUAGCCAGAAGAGAUGAAAGAAUAAACAAUAGAAACAUAAAUAAAAAAUCAUCCAUUGUACCCAACUUAAUAAAUAAUGAGUUGCUAAAGAAUAAUAUCAAUACCAUUACUUCGAAUAGUGACUCGUUAUAUAAAUGCUUUAAUCCCAUUUUUAUUGUAUCGAAACUCAUGGAGCAAUAUUUGAGCUAUAUCUUUUUUGAUUGGUGGCACUGA
This is a messenger RNA of Tetrapisispora phaffii CBS 4417, 1584 nucleotides long. RefSeq names its product putative glycosylase (gene CRR1). Gene Ontology annotation, molecular function: hydrolase activity, hydrolyzing O-glycosyl compounds; glycosyltransferase activity. Gene Ontology annotation, biological process: fungal-type cell wall organization; carbohydrate metabolic process. Bases 1 to 1584 code for a protein of 527 amino acids. Gene Ontology annotation, cellular component: fungal-type cell wall. The transcript has a single exon. The record is from RefSeq and is a predicted model, not a curated record. NCBI's taxonomy places the organism in Eukaryota, Fungi, Ascomycota, Saccharomycetes, Saccharomycetales, Saccharomycetaceae.